Molecule: messenger RNA, 2076 nt
Organism: Wyeomyia smithii (pitcher-plant mosquito)
Lineage: Eukaryota; Metazoa; Arthropoda; Insecta; Diptera; Culicidae
Gene: Xbp1
Exons: 3
Coding region: 304-1653 (449 amino acids)
Cellular component (GO): nucleus
Molecular function (GO): RNA polymerase II transcription regulatory region sequence-specific DNA binding; DNA-binding transcription factor activity, RNA polymerase II-specific
Source: RefSeq, a predicted model, not a curated record
AUCUUCCGAAGACGUCAUCAUAGGCGGUGGGCCGAUUCUGUUAGUUUUGCUCCAUUCGUUUGCUAGCUUUCACGGGUAUUUCAUCAGCUUUUUACUUCGCUAAUUGCGUCGAAUGGACAAACACAAUGGACAAAGUUUUCUGGUGCAAUGGUACAUUCCCAAAUUGAACCUCCUUCGGAACGGACAGUAGUUGAUUCUUUGUGCGAGUAAUCCCAUCUCUCAAAUCGUGGGGAACAUGGUUUUUCUUCAGUGCUGAGUGAAGUUGAAAGUAAACAAAGAAGUUUCUCGACGUUCGAAAAUAAAAUGAGUGCUCCGAUUGUAAUUACCGUACCCACCAAGUACAUCCCGAUUAAUCUGGCCCCGGCACUGGCACCUCAUCCGGUGGUGAAAGUCGAAAUGCAAUCUUCAGUUUCCUCCAGCUUUGAAUCCGAUACCGAGGAGUCCUCGAUGGAGGAGUUCCUGGUGCGGGGCAAGAAGCGCCGCCUCGACCAUCUGACCUGGGAGGAGAAGCUCCAGCGGAAGAAACUGAAGAAUCGAGUUGCGGCGCAAACCUCCCGAGACCGUAAGAAGGCCAAAAUGGAAGACAUGGAACUGACGAUUAAACAUCAAUCGGAUCAAAUCAAUGAACUGCAGACUAAAUGUGAAAAUCUGCAGCUCGAAAAAGACGCCAUCUACAACAAGUAUCUUGACCUGGAAAAUCGUUUCGAAGAACUGCAGCGGCAGUUUGACGAGCAGAAAAAGCAGCAGCAAAGUUCCGCAUUUGCCUCCACCGCCAUCAAGUCCGAACCGGACUGUGACGUAACCUCACGCAGUGUUGGUUGUGUUUCCACCCUAACUGGAUCAGCAGCAUCCAAUAUGCUCCCUCUGCAGCAGGGAUCUUACCUACCGGAAACACAGACGACAGUGGGUCAGGAACGUUCGGCACCGGAAAUGGCCUCCAGCGACAAAAUAGCUCUACAGGACAUGCUCGAAGAAUUCGAUGUGUCCAAGCUCGAAGAGCUCGCCGAAAGCUUGCUGGCCAACGUCACCAGCGAACUGGAAGACGCUGUUCGAGGAGGCAGCCCGGCAGAUGCCGAAGAUGCAAGCACCGGCAGCCGAGUGUCUGGAUCAGUGGUGGGGACCGCACCAGAACAGCUGGAACCCAGCGAAGAAACUGAUUCGGGAAGCAGUCUAAUUUUGACCACGCAUAAUUACUCCAAGUCUCCCUUUCACGUGGAGAAAAUUUCAACACAAAACGAACAGCAGUCUGACCAGGACCAGCAAUCAACGAUGGUUUUUGGAACCUACGACAACGAAACAAACUGCAUCACUAUUAUUCUCAACGAUGACGAACUCGCACUCGAGGAGGAAAUCAUCUGCGAGGAAGAAGCGUCCACAGAACCGGAAGUCUCAGAGGAGCAGCAGGACUUCAAAAUGAAGCCAGAACCCCUACAGGAGCUGUUGUCGCCUAUUCCGAGUAUCUGCUCCGAUUACUCUUCCCAGCCGGCAGUGCGGCUCGAAGAUGAAUUGGCCUUCAAAAGUCCCCUGACACCGGGUUCAUUCAUUUCGGACGGUGGCUACGAAUCACUCGGAUCACCGACCGGCUCGAGUGACUACAGUAUGACUGCACUGGAUGAUUUUUGGAAUUUAGAUCUGUUUCCCAUUCUGAAUUAGGCGAUACCUCGUUCGGAAAGAGAGCUAACGGAACCCAGUUUUAAGCCCUGUAAAUAUUGAUGAGACUUUCCUAAUAGGUGAUGAGGAGGAAAAAUGUACAAAGUUUGUUUUUAGUUUGCUAGUGUUACUUUUGUACCGUAAUUAGGUUAUCGUUAGACUGCUGUAAAUAAUAGGUUUGUUUAUUUUUUCGACACCGUAGACCACAUAAUGCAUAAGAUUCUCUCUAGUAUUGUAGGACUCAAGCGGCACUGCAGCAGAGCUGCGUGUAUGUGUGUUUUAAUGCAAUCUAGCUUCACAAUUAUUUCGUGCACAAACAUUUAACUAAGUAAGGCUUGUUACUACUUAUUUCAUUUCCACUGAAACCACUUCAUAGUGCGAAAGGAUUUACUUGGAGUAAAAAUGUAAUAAAAAAAAUGUCACCCA